AUGCACUCCCUCUACACCAGCUCCCGCGCGCAAGAGAAGAAGGCCAAAUCAGGACUUGCAAGAGAGGUUGGCAAGAUGCGAGGCUCUUCUGAAGCAAUAUGCUACUGCUUCGACAACGCCGCCCGCUACCCACGCAACCCUGUCGCCUUCGACUUUCGCCACUCCCUCGUCAGCUGGUCCGUCGCCGAGCAUACCCCAACUGCCACUACCAUCGGGUUCCGCCUCGGUUUCUGA
Messenger RNA from Colletotrichum spaethianum, 234 nucleotides. RefSeq lists its product as uncharacterized. The transcript has a single exon. The record is from RefSeq and is a predicted model, not a curated record. Lineage: Eukaryota; Fungi; Ascomycota; Sordariomycetes; Glomerellales; Glomerellaceae. Bases 1 to 234 code for a protein of 77 amino acids.